Messenger RNA from Hibiscus syriacus, 819 nucleotides. RefSeq names its product heavy metal-associated isoprenylated plant protein 7-like. Lineage: Eukaryota; Viridiplantae; Streptophyta; Magnoliopsida; Malvales; Malvaceae. Bases 1 to 819 code for a protein of 272 amino acids. Gene Ontology annotation, molecular function: metal ion binding. The transcript is spliced from 4 exons. The record is from RefSeq and is a predicted model, not a curated record.
AUGGGGGAGGAAGAGAAGAAACCAGGCGAGGAGAAGAAAAUGGGACAGACGAAGGUUGAAGAAGAUGAGUCUGCUGUUGCUGCUCCUCAAGUUCAUCAUCCCCGGGAGAUUAUAUUGAAAGUUUACAUGCACUGUGAAGGCUGCGCUCGUAAACUCCGAUGUUGUCUCAGGGGAUUUAAAGGUGUUGAAGAUGUAAUGACGGACUGCAAGAGCAAUAAGCUGGUGGUGAAAGGUGACAAAGCCGACCCUUUGAAAGUUCUCGAGAGAGUUCAAAUGAAAAGCCACAGACAAGUUGAGCUUCUCUCACCCAUCCCAAAGCCACCGUCCACGGCGGAGGAAAAAGAAAAGCCCGAGGGUGGAGAGAAGAAAGAAGAGGUGAUGGCGGUGGUGGUGGUGUUAAAGGUUCACAUGCAUUGUGAAGCUUGUGCUCAAGAGAUCGAGAAACGUAUUCAAAGAAUGAAAGGAGUGGAAUCAGUAGACCCCGAUCCAAAGAGCUCAGAGAUGACAGUAAAGGGCGUGUUCAAUCCAACCAAACUGGUUGAUUACGUUUACAAAAGAACCGGUAAGCACUCACUGAUAGUGAAGCAAGAGCCCCACCGUAAAAACGAAGAAGAAAAACCCAAAGAUGGUGGCAAUGACAAGGACAUGAAAGGUGGCGGAGGCGAUGGUGACGGCGGAGAAGCCACUGCAGCCACCGCGGCGGUGGAGCUGAAGAGAAAUGAAUUAUAUUAUUACGCUCCAAGGUAUGCAACUGAGUUUUACGCUUAUCCUCCUCAGAUGUUCAGUGACGAAAGCCCUAAUGCUUGCUCUGUAAUGUAA